This is a messenger RNA of Cygnus olor (mute swan), 1959 nucleotides long. It is a transcript of the gene NECAB1, whose product is annotated as N-terminal EF-hand calcium binding protein 1. NCBI's taxonomy places the organism in Eukaryota, Metazoa, Chordata, Aves, Anseriformes, Anatidae. Bases 29 to 1174 code for a protein of 381 amino acids. The transcript is spliced from 13 exons. Gene Ontology annotation, molecular function: calcium ion binding. Gene Ontology annotation, biological process: regulation of amyloid precursor protein biosynthetic process. The record is from RefSeq and is a predicted model, not a curated record. Gene Ontology annotation, cellular component: cytoplasm.
GGGCGGUGGCGGCGGCUGCGGCGGGCGGAUGGCGGCGGAGCUGGGCGCGGGGCUGCGCAUCUUCCGCGAUAUACUGAGAAGAGCAGACAAGAAUGAUGAUGGAAAACUGUCCUUUGAUGAAUUCAAAGCUUACUUUGCUGAUGGAAUUCUGAGUGGAGAAGAACUACAUGAACUUUUUCACACAAUCGAUACACACAAUACUGACAAUCUUGACACAGAAGAGCUCUGUGAAUAUUUUUCCCAACACUUAGGAGAGUAUGAAAAUGUUCUAUCUGUCUUGGAAGACUUAAACAUUACCAUACUGAAGGCAAUGGACAAAACAAAGAAGGACUAUCAGGAAGCUUCUAAUUUGGAGCAGUUUGUGACUCGUUUUCUUCUGAAGGAGACACUGAACCAGCUUCAGUCCCUCCAGACCUCCCUGGAGUGUGCGAUGGAGACCACGGAGGAGCAGACUCGGCAGGAAAGACAAGGUCCAACAAAACCAGAGGUGCUCUCAGUUCAGUGGCCAGGAAAACGUUCAGCUCGAAGGCUGCAAAGGAACAACAGCCUAUCGCCGAACAGCCCUCAUUUUAACACAGGCUGGACUGAGGAAGACAGCCAGUGGAUGACCCAGAUAAACAGACUCCAGAAGCUGAUUGACAGGCUGGAAAAGAAGGACUUAAAGCUUGAGCCAUUUGAAGAAGAAGUUUUGGAAGAAAAUGCAAGAUCUCACAUAAUGAUUGUUCAACGUCAAAUGUCCGUAGUAGAAGAGGAAAUCGAGGAAUUCCGGCUUGCUCUGAAGCAGUACGUGGAGUCUGCCUCUGCUCAGGGCGGCUGCUUGCAUGUUUCCAUACAGAAACUUCCAAAUGAUUCCCGCUUCAUUGUCUAUGAGUUCUGGGAGAACAGCAAUGCCUGGAAUAGCCACCUUCAAACAAAUUACAGCAAGACAUUCCAGAGAAGUAACGUGGACUUCUUGGAAACUCCAGAGCUCAUUACAACAAUGCUAGUCCCUGGAGUGUCUGAAAUUGGAUUCAAAACACUCCUUAGAGCAUCCCCCCUGCCCGCUAAGAAGGAUUUCGGUCCCCAGCUCUGCAUCCUGCCAGUUGCCAUAGAAACGCCAUCUCCCAACCUUGGCUCCUUAUGGGGUGGUGCAGUGCAGAGUGAUGUGCUCACGGCUGUUUUCACAGUUUUGUAGAUUAUCUAUAAUGUAGAAGUCUCUACGGAUAUCUAUAGGAUAUUUUUGUUUGUUUGUUUGUUUGGUGGUUGUGCUGGCUUGUUUGUUUGUUGUGUUGUUUUUUUUGGGGGGGGGAAGUAUUUCCCAUACAUGAGCUAUACAAAACAUAUUUGUAUGUGACAGUCAGAAUGUGUUUGUGAAGCAACAAAUGCUGGCUGCAAUGCUACAGGUGGGUUUUAUGGAAGAGUUUUAGACACAAUAAACUGGUAUCAUCAUAAAAUCAGGAAGAAAAAACAAAGCAAUCUGUUCAAUUAGUACAUAGAUAGACUAUUCUACAAACAGAUUUACUCUAGGUCAGAUGCAACUAUGCCUUUUCACACAUCUGGGUAAGUAAGAACUGAUCCACUUCUAUAUCACAAUCUGAAUCUGACUCAACAAAAGCUACAACCUGAGUCUUUACUCCUCUGAUUAAUCCUAAUGAAUAUUUACCUGGCUAAGAAUGACUCAGGAAGACGUGCUUUCAGGACUGUUAGAUCCUAAAGGAAAUUUGCUUACUAUCAGUUAAUAGAAACCAUGACCUAUUAUAAUCACCUGCACACCUCUUAAUUGACCAAGUCGCUUCAGGCCAAUCUAUUCUUCCCCUGUAUGGAGAGGUUUUGUCCCUGAAAGUAUACAGCUUUCAUAGAGUUGCACAUACAAUGAACAUUUCUUGAAACCAGCAGCGACUUAUACAUUAUAGCUACUUUAUUUAGGAUUUUUACUUGAGGUAGAAAAAGAAAUACUGCUUAUGGAAACAAAUAAAUGAA